This is a messenger RNA of Hipposideros armiger (great roundleaf bat), 2144 nucleotides long. It is a transcript of the gene PXK, whose product is annotated as PX domain containing serine/threonine kinase like. The transcript is spliced from 10 exons. The coding region runs from base 27 to 1049 and encodes 340 amino acids. Gene Ontology annotation, biological process: protein targeting to lysosome; negative regulation of ATP-dependent activity; endosome to lysosome transport. The record is from RefSeq and is a predicted model, not a curated record. Gene Ontology annotation, cellular component: early endosome; late endosome; plasma membrane. Lineage: Eukaryota; Metazoa; Chordata; Mammalia; Chiroptera; Hipposideridae. Gene Ontology annotation, molecular function: phosphatidylinositol binding; actin binding.
CAGAGAUUGCCUUACAACAGGUUUCCAUGUUCUUCCGAUCAGAACCAAAGUGGGAGGUGGUAGAACCGUUGAAAGACAUAGGUUGGAGGAUAAGGAAGAAAUAUUUCUUGAUGAAGAUUAAAAAUCAGCCAAAGGAACGGCUAGUGUUAAGCUGGGUAAGCUGGUUUUUUGCUUCAGUCUCAUUUCAGGGACAUUGGCAGCACCCUUACAUCUAUCGGGUUACCUUUGCCACAGCUAACGAAUCCUCUGCAUUGCUAAUUAGGAUGUUUAAUGAAAAAGGAACUUUGAAGGACCUGAUCUACAAGUCAAAACCAAAAGACCCGUUCCUAAAGAAGUACUGCAACCCUAAGAAGAUUCAAGGCCUUGAACUCCAGCAAAUAAAAACAUAUGGGCGGCAAAUAUUAGAGGUAAGAGGCAUUGAAUUUUUGUUUAAGUUGUAUUGGAAUCUCACCCACUAUUCCAGUGUUCUUUGGGGAAAAUUCUUGGGCAAUAUCCGAAGUAGCUUAAGUUGCCUGACGCCAUCAUUGCGCUCUUCCCAGAUCCCCACAAAGUUAAAAGAGGCAUUGAGAAUUGCCAAAGAAUGUAUAGAAAAGAGACUAAUUGAAGAACAGAAACAGAUUCACCAGCACCGAAGACUGACAAGAGCUCAGUCUCACCAUGGAUCUGAAGAAGAAAGAAAAAAGAGAAAGAUUUUAGCCCGAAAGAAGUCAAAGCGAUCUGCUAUUGAAAAUAGUGAAGACCAUUCAGCAAAAUAUAGCAACUCCAAUAAUUCAGCAGGAUCUGGGGCCAGCUCACCUCUCACAUCUCCGUCAUCACCAACUCCACCCUCCACAGCAGGGAAUUCAACAGUACCUCCACCUCCCCCACCUCUGCCUCUACCAGCAGCAGCUCCCUUGCCUCCUUCGAGCACAGAGGUGCCCACACAGCUCCUGCCCCAGGCUGUGAAUGGCGUGAGCCGAGGGGCCUUACUCAGCUCCAUCCAGAAUUUCCAAAAAGGAACUUUGAGGAAAGCCGAAACCUGCGAUCACAGUGCUCCUAAGAUCGGCUAAAGCUUCAUGUUUACACUUGGAGGGAAAAGUGGUUUUUUUUGUUUUGUUUUGUUUUCUUCCCACCUCCAAACCCCUAAAACAGCCUCUUCCUGGAUGAAUAAUUGCUGAGCCGGUACAGACACCAUACUGUUUUGCAGAUGUCAUGUAAGGGGGCUUUUCAAGAAGGAAAUAAUCUUCAAGUAGAUUAAAAUCAGGCUGGUGUUGCUGCCUUAAGAAAUAUUUUGCUCCUUUAUUACUAUUUUAAAGGAGACUUCUUCAUCCUUUAAUGGGCAUCUUUUUGGGGUAGUAGCAUUAUUUGAAUCAAUAUUUCUACCAACUGAAGGAAACAGAAAAACAAUAAUAUUCAGUCACAGCAGCGAAUGGCCUUUGUGUUACAAUACAAUCCCUCCUGUCCUGUCAGACAGCUCCUAGAAAUGUUCCUCUCAUAGUUUAUUUCUCUAUUCUGAAGCAUUUUCUGGUUAUUUCUUAGAUAACUCCCAUUUUUGCUACUUUAAUUUCAUCUUCCAACGUUAACACUAUAGCCCAAAGCCUAGUUAAGUCAAAUCAGAGAAGCAGGCUUACUCCAGGCCAAAGCAGCUGAGUUCUUUGUCUUCCCCUUAAAUAGAAUGGGGGAAAUUUGUAACAUUCUCUUAAGUUCUCACAGGAAUACUGUUGUGGUUCUAGAACUCGGGGCUGCUGAAGCAACUACUCAACUCAUACUUCCUUAUAGUUAGAAUGUAUUGAACAAAAAAUGUUAACAUCCAAUAAAGCUCUUUUCAAUUAGAGGAUCUUACUCCUCAGCAACUAAGUUUGUGGUUUGUGGGAGAUUAUUAUUACAGAUGAAUUUGGCAUCUAUAGAAUUCUGAUUUUUGAAAAACUUAUUCAAAUUCAUCAUCUUUAAAUGUUACUCAUUUAUUAGAAAGAUCCUUUAUCCUAUGAUUUGCUUAAACCCUUAAAUAAACUGCACUUUAAAGGAUUAUAAAUAAUCCAUUUAAAAAUUCAAGUACACACAUCAGUGUUGGUUACUAUGCAGAGAAUGUCAUUGUCUAUAGUUUCAUGUAAUCUGUGAUAAAUGUUCAGCUGUAUUUUUUAUUAAAAUAAACCAUGUCAACACAA